Messenger RNA from Acyrthosiphon pisum (pea aphid), 1143 nucleotides. Its product is annotated as putative nuclease HARBI1. The coding region runs from base 1 to 1143 and encodes 380 amino acids. The record is from RefSeq and is a predicted model, not a curated record. Lineage: Eukaryota; Metazoa; Arthropoda; Insecta; Hemiptera; Aphididae. The transcript is spliced from 6 exons.
AUGGAUAGACUUAGUGAUUUACAUAGAAGACAAAUAAGUGAAAUGAUUUUGAACUGGAGUAAUAAUUUAAUUUCACAAGGAAUGGAAUAUGAUGAGGUAGUGAUGUGCUUAAAUAGUGAAUAUCGACAAAAACUGUCUAAGGUUCACAAUUUUGUAGAAAUUACUGUCCCAGCAAUGAGAGAAAUUGAUUUUAAGACACAUUUUCGCCUAACAAGAACCAGUGUUGAAGAAAUUUUCUCUAUGAUUGGACAUAUGUUCCACACGGACAAUAUGAAAAUCAGCAUGGAAAAACAAGUAUUGGUUACUUUAUGGUAUAUGGCUAACAGUGAAACCCAUAGACAAAUUGCUUCCAGAUUCAAUGUAUCUAAUAGUACAAGUUAUAAAAUUGUGCAAAAUAAUUUGAAAUAUAUAACAAGUAUAUCAGAUACUGUAAUAAAAUGGCCAUGCAAUAAUGAACAACUUUUGACAUUAAAAAAAUUCCAGAAUCUACGGAAUAAAGUAUUACCUGGGGUAUUUGGAGCUAUAGAUGGAUGUCAUAUUAAAAUACUAGCACCAUGGGUAAAAAGAACGGUUAUGCCUCCACUUAACAAGUCAAUGUUCUAUAAUAGGAAACAAGUACCAACCGUAAUUUUACAAGGCAUCGUUGACGCUGAUCAGAAAUUCAUCAACAUUUUUUGUGGAUGGCCUGGUUCAUCACACGAUGCACGAGUUUUAAGGCGGAGUAUUAUAGGGAACCGACUAUUAAACAACCCCUGGGAAAUACUACCCCGAGAAUCAUUUAUCUUAGGAGACAGUGCUUAUCCAUUAACCGAAGCGAUUAUGACACCUUAUAAAAAUAAUGGUCACUUAACUCCGGCACAAAUAUUUUUCAACCAAACUCUUAGUAGUUCUAGAGUAGUUGUUGAACAAAGCUUUGGUAAACUAAUUGGCAGGUUUCGAAAAUUAAGAUUAUUAGAUGUGUACCAUAAAAGUUAUUGUGGUUUGAUAAUAACAGCUGCCUGUGUUCUUCACAAUAUCUGCAUGUCUCAGGGUGAUGACAUUGAAGUUGAAGAAUAUGAACAGUAUAUUCCACCUGCAGUACCUGAUACAGGGAAUGGAAUUAAUAAAAGAGAUCAAUUAUGUGCGUUAAACUAUGAACAAUAA